This is a messenger RNA of Colletotrichum karsti, 1104 nucleotides long. Its product is annotated as platelet-activating factor acetylhydrolase. Bases 1 to 1104 code for a protein of 367 amino acids. NCBI's taxonomy places the organism in Eukaryota, Fungi, Ascomycota, Sordariomycetes, Glomerellales, Glomerellaceae. The record is from RefSeq and is a predicted model, not a curated record. Gene Ontology annotation, molecular function: 1-alkyl-2-acetylglycerophosphocholine esterase activity. The transcript has 2 exons.
AUGAAGAUUCAGAUCUCCUGGGCCCCAACGCUUUGUCUCUGGAUUUCGCUUGUACAGUCAGUUCUUGGAGAGCCACUACCUCCUCCUACGGGCAAAUACAAUGUCGGUGCCCAACGAUUCGUCGUCCCUUUCUUGAACGAAGACGACCUCGUCUGGCCGAACAAUGUCUCGACUGAAUAUCUCGUCACAUUAUACUAUCCCACCUUGGAGGAUAAGCCAUGCCCGAAAACUUACCUCGAGCCCGAGCUUGUUGAGCUCUACACUGAUAUCUGGGACUACAAUAUCUCCCACCUUACGUCGACAUUGCGGUGGAAUGCCUCAUAUCUAGAUGAAGGAACGGGCCCGACGCUGCUCUUUGGACCCGGCGGCUGGGGUGUACCGACUGAUGGCAACUACAUUGCCAUCUCUAACCUCGCCUCGCACGGUUACGUCGUGGCUGCAUUCGACCACGUCUAUGAGCAGCCGUUUGUGCGAUACCCCAACGGCACCGGUGUCUACGGCCUUGGACCAGUCUACAGCAACACAAACGAAUGGAUCGAGAAGUUGCACGCCAUCAGGGUUAAGCACCAGCUACAUUUCAUCGACUACUUUCCCUCGCUGGUAGCAGACCUCCAGGCGCCCUUCAAGACUGAGAACUUUGGAGCAUUCGGCGUGUCCCUCGGAGGCGCCGCUGCUCUCACUGUGGCUCUGGAAAGCGAUGCCGUGGCGGCCGCCGUCAACAUAGACGGGCAAAACUGGGGUCGCCUGAACAAGACCUCCGACUCGGACCUGAAGAAGCCGUCCAUGAUCCUCGGCUUCCAGGGCCACAAUGCAAACAGCGACCGCACCUGGAACAAUUACCGGGCCUGGCAGACUGGAUGGUGGCGUCUAUUCUCUGUAGAUGGAACCGUGCAUGCUGACUGGUCCGACCUGACGUUUUGGAAGAUAUUCGGCACGACACGUCCAAUGGGUCCUAUUGACGGCAACAGGAUGGUCAACAUCUCGAGAGUGUUUCUCAAGGCCUUCUUUGAUGAGACUUUGCUGGGCAUUGAGCAGCCACUUUUGGAUGCUCCGACAGAAGACUUCCCUGAAGUACAUUGGGACGAGAUUCAUAAUGGAGAGUGA